UCUGAGCAGUUCCAAGUAUCAUCCACUAGGUGUCCUCUUUCCCAGGAAUGGGACCCUGACGCUACCAGAAAGGAAGAAGAAGAACUUGCGGAAGUUGAUCUUCUCCUUUAGUUCCUGACGGGAAAGUAAAAUAGAAAACCAAAAAAAACAAACAAAGAAGAAAGACAAAAACGUUUUUAGCAUUUUAAACUAACUGCGGUUCGGAUUAACGUGAGGACAAUGGGCACCAGAGAUGACGAAUACGACUAUUUAUUCAAAGUGGUCCUAAUUGGGGAUUCCGGCGUAGGAAAGAGUAACCUGCUGUCCCGCUUUACCCGCAACGAGUUCAACUUGGAGAGUAAGAGCACCAUUGGGGUGGAGUUUGCCACACGCAGCAUCCAGGUGGACGGCAAGACGGUGAAGGCACAGAUCUGGGACACUGCCGGUCAGGAGCGUUACCGCGCCAUCACGUCAGCGUACUACCGUGGGGCAGUGGGGGCUCUGCUGGUCUACGACAUUGCCAAGCAUUUAACCUAUGAGAACGUGGAGCGCUGGCUAAAGGAGCUGAGGGAUCACGCCGACAGCAACAUCGUCAUCAUGCUUGUGGGCAACAAAAGUGACCUGCGCCACCUGAGGGCAGUUCCUACAGACGAGGCGCGGGCGUUCGCUGAGAAAAACGGUUUGUCUUUUCUGGAGACAUCAGCUCUGGACUCCACCAACGUGGAGACGGCCUUCCAGACCAUUCUGACAGAGAUUUACCGCAUCGUCUCUCAGAAGCAGAUGUCGGAGCGCCAGGAGAGUGACAUGUCACCUAGCAACAAUGUGGUCAACAUCCAGGUGCCGCCCACUGAGAACAAACCAAAGAUGCAGUGCUGUCAGAACAUCUAACCUGGGCCUGGAACCGCUGCCACUCCCACUUCUUCGCCUACUUUACCUUUUCCUCCCUCUCAGCCAAGCCCCCUCCACCCACCCACCCACCCCGAGAACUGACUGCCUGGACGCACAGCUCGGCAUGAAAGGACCCGAACUUUGCGCCCCACCUGUCCCUGCCUGUCCUGCCCUUCUUCUCUCCUUCCCAGGUUGACUUACCCCCCGUAUAAAGCAAAGUGUGGGGUUCCCCCUUCCUGAGGGACAGCAGGCGUUUCAUACCUUGUUAGAGUUUAUUUGUGUAGAUGCGCUGACAUGUCACAAAAAUGUCUUAAACUCUGAAUGUGAUUCCUUUCCUUCUUCACCCGUUAAUUUCUUCAUCGUUUCUGUCUGUCUGCUCUGUAUAAAGCACAUGCCGUCCUUUCAUUUAGACCCCCCCCCCCCUAAAGUCUGUAAGACUGAUAGAAAUCUACGCCUCAUACUCUCGUCAUUACUGUAGUCCAUGUCACCGCUCUGCAUUUGGCUCAGUCUCCUGAGUCUCUGUGCUCCCUGCUUUCCACA
Molecule: messenger RNA, 1407 nt
Organism: Oryzias melastigma (Indian medaka)
Lineage: Eukaryota; Metazoa; Chordata; Actinopteri; Beloniformes; Adrianichthyidae
Product: ras-related protein Rab-11A
Exons: 5
Coding region: 220-867 (215 amino acids)
Biological process (GO): neurotransmitter receptor transport, endosome to postsynaptic membrane; melanosome transport; exocytosis
Cellular component (GO): postsynaptic recycling endosome; axon; transport vesicle
Molecular function (GO): GTPase activity; GTP binding
Source: RefSeq, a predicted model, not a curated record